AUGCACGGCGCGAAACUACUGCGUUGGACGAACUCGCUGUUGGCGGACCUGCUCGUCAAAGAUGCGGCGACGUGUUUUCAGAGAGUCUCCUACCACAGCGCGCAGGGGCCGCGCGCGAAAUCCUCCACGCGCCGCCGCCCGCUCACCGCUGAUAUGGACCACGCGCAUCUGAAAAUGAGCGUGCGAGCGAAGUCUCUGCGUACUGGGGUGGAGGAUAUGCUUUUCUACACCAUCACAGAGGGGCGAGACCAGGUCCCCAUCUCUCACUUCAUGUCUGCCCUGAGGAAAUCCGGUCUUCAGCCCUCUGACCCCCGCCUCAAGGACUGCAUGGAGAAACUCCGGCAGGCUGUGAAGUGCUCCGUCGGCGAGGUGGUGAUGAACAGGGACCUCUUCAACAGAUGUGUCGGAGGAAACAUGGUCUUGCUGAUCCAAGCCUUCAGGAAAAAAUUCAUCAUCCCCGAGUUUGACGCUUUCACGCAAAACAUUGAUGAAAUUUACAACACGGUGAAAGAGCAAAGUGAAGGGCAGGUUGCAGAUUACAUCCCCCACCUGGCCAAGUUUAGUCCUGACCUGUGGGGAGUGUCUCUGUGUACAGUGGACGGUCAGAGACACUCAAUAGGCGAUACCAAGCAGCCGUUCUGUCUCCAGUCCUGUGUGAAGCCGCUGGAGUACGCCAUCGCCGUCCACGAGGCCGGCACAGAGAAGGUUCACCGCUACGUAGGCAUGGAGCCCAGCGGGCUCAAGUUCAACAAGCUCUCACUUGAUGAAGAAGACAAGCCCCACAACCCCAUGGUGAAUGCGGGAGCCAUCGUGAUCAGCUCUCUCAUCAAGCCCGGUUCAAACAAGGCAGAGAAGUUUGACUAUGUGAUGGAGUUUGUGAAGAGGAUAGCGGGCCAAGAGUUUGUGGGUUUCAGCAACGCCACGUUCCAGUCAGAAAAAGAAACCGGCGACAGAAAUUUUGCAAUUGGAUACUACAUGAAAGAAAAGAAGUGUUUUCCUGAGGGAGCGGACAUGAUUGAUGCACUGGACUUCUACUUUCAGCUUUGCUCCAUCGAGGUGACCUGUGAAUCGGGAAGCAUCAUGGCCGCCACUUUGGCCAACGGAGGGAUCUGUCCAAUCACAGGGGAGCGCGUUCUGAGUGCCGAGGCCGUGAGGAACACGCUGAGUCUCAUGCACUCCUGUGGCAUGUACGACUACUCCGGCCAGAUGGCUUUCCAUGUCGGCUUGCCUGCCAAGUCAGGGGUGUCCGGAGCCGUGCUGCUGGUGAUUCCCAACGUGAUGGGCGUGAUGUGCUGGUCUCCUCCGCUAGACCGGGUCGGGAACAGCGUUCGGGGAAUUCACUUCUGUCAGGAGCUGGUGUCACUCUUCAACUUCCACAACUACGACAACCUGCGACACUUUGUGAAGAAGCAGGACCCCCGCAGGCAGGACGGGGACGACAGGAACAAGUCUCUCUUCAACCUGAUGUUCGCUGCCUACAGCGGGGACGUGUCGGCUCUUCGAAGGUUUGCCCUCUCUUCAAUGGACAUGGAUCUGAAGGAUUAUGAUUCUCGAACAGCGCUACAUGUCGCUGCAGCCGAAGGUCAUGUAGAUGUGGUGCACUUCCUUACCAAAACCUGCCAUGUUAAUCCGUUUGUAAAGGACAGAUGGGGUAACAUGCCCAUAGACGACGCCUUGCAGUUCAGCCACGACUCGGUGGUCAAGAUGCUCAAAGACUAUCAGCAAGUCCACGUGCAGCAGGAACCCCGCAGGGCGGAGAGCGAGAAUUCCCGGAAGAUGGAAACAGCCGAGGGCAUGGUGUGACGUGCUGAAGGCCCCUCUGGAUCUGACAGUGUUAAAAGAAUUUUUUUGUGUGUUUGCAGUCCCAAUUUAGCAAAAUAUCAGGGUCCAUUUAUCACAACAGAACUGGAACUCCACCACAAGACCAGCUUCUAAAUUCGCAUAGCGGGACAUUGGGCCAUGUCCCGAAAGCAUCUGGAUGUGGGCCACUUCAGGCAGUGAUGUGGCACUGAUGGCCUUCUUCUGGCCCUGACAAAAUGGAUGUGAGCCUGAAGUGGCCCGUGUGGUAAAUGGUGAAUAUGGCCCAAAUAUCACAAAACAAAUAUGGACCACCUUUGGCACAUGCGGCAUUGCUAUGGCUUGGUUCUGGCCCAGAUCUGGUAAACGGGAGCGGACCGCCCAAGUGCCAUCAUUCCACGCGGUAUGUGGGCCGGAUGAAAGUGUCGGGUGUGGGACGGGUCCGGGCCACAGCAAUGUUGCUAUCUGGGGUGGUACAAACCAAAAUCUCUGGAUUGGUCCUGUUAGGACCGCAGCGACCCAUCAAAUGUGCUGGUUUAACGUUAGAGUUUCUAUUUAACACACCUGUUCUGGUGUCAUUUAUUCAAUAUGAGGGCCCAAAAUCUUAAUUUAGCGUUCUUCCAUACACUAUGUGGGGACCAUAAGCAUAUAUGGACAGAUCAUUAUUUCAAGGGAUUCUGUUACACAUUUGCAUAAUGUUUGAUCUUAUGUAACUAUUGCCUAAUAUUGUUUUUUACUGGAAAUGUAUCUUGUUAUUAUGUGUCCAGUAGAAAGUGGCUUCAUGUUGAGACAUGGGGAGAACGUUUCGUGACUGAACGGUCCCAGUUCGGUUCUGAUCCUGUACGAGCAAGAUUUAUUGUAAAUACUUUGAUCCUUAAUUGUAAAUACAGAAAGUGCCCUUAUCCCCUGAUACUGCAAUACUUUACUGAACAAAAUUCUCUGCAAAUUUUUUUUUUAUUUUUUAAAAGUAUUAUCAACGCCAAAAAGAGAGUAAUUCAUAAUACUGCAUUAGAAAAUAAAAGAUCUGC
Lampris incognitus (smalleye Pacific opah) is the source of this 2825-nucleotide messenger RNA. It is a transcript of the gene gls2b, whose product is annotated as glutaminase 2b (liver, mitochondrial). Gene Ontology annotation, biological process: L-glutamine catabolic process. Gene Ontology annotation, molecular function: glutaminase activity; protein binding. NCBI's taxonomy places the organism in Eukaryota, Metazoa, Chordata, Actinopteri, Lampriformes, Lampridae. The record is from RefSeq and is a predicted model, not a curated record. The transcript is spliced from 18 exons. The coding region runs from base 1 to 1803 and encodes 600 amino acids.